GUAAAUCGGUAGAGUCCAGAGAUGGGGCUCGGACGGGGCGCCCUGCACCGCCUCCCAGGCGCACCUCUCCGGGCCGCCGACCGCUCUCCGCACCCGUGAUUGGCCCAGCCCCUCGGGGGCGACCCUGCACUGGGCCCCAGCCUGCAGCCGCCCCCUCGGCUCCUCUUCUCAGCAGUGCCCGCGGCUCCAAGGCGCGCUUGUUUUUCUCCUCUCCCUCGCCGCCGUCCCCUGCCCAAAUCGCUCUCCCUCCGCCCUCUCCCGAGCCCCCCGGAGCCUCCGCCCGCUUCGCCCCUCCUCGCUGCGGCGUUCCCUCUCCCCGCAGUUUGCAUUUGCACCCCUUCCCCCUCAAACCUCCACCGGCGCUCCAGUCGCCCUUCUUCCCCUUCUGCCUGCGGCACCCCUUCAUCUCUCGCCGUCGCCCCCCACCCCGAAUCAGGCGACCUCCGGAGAUGUGAAGGAGGGGGGCGAGCGGACAGGAAGAUGAAGGGAGCGAAGCUGCCCGCCGCGGGACAGGCGUCUAGGUGAACAAGAAAAUGACCGAAGAAACACACCCGGACGAUGACAGCUAUAUCGUGCGUGUCAAGGCUGUGGUUAUGACCAGAGAUGACUCCAGCGGGGGAUGGUUCCCACAGGAAGGAGGCGGGAUCAGUCGCGUCGGGGUCUGUAAGGUCAUGCACCCCGAAGGCAACGGACGGAGCGGCUUUCUCAUCCACGGGGAGCGACAGAAGGACAAACUGGUGGUGUUGGAGUGCUAUGUCAGAAAGGACUUGGUCUACACCAAAGCCAACCCGACAUUUCAUCACUGGAAGGUCGACAAUCGGAAGUUCGGACUGACUUUCCAGAGCCCCGCUGAUGCUCGGGCCUUUGACCGGGGAGUGAGGAAAGCCAUCGAAGACCUCAUAGAAGGCUCCACCACAUCCUCUUCCACCAUCCACAAUGAAGCUGAGCUCGGUGACGAUGACGUGUUUACAACAGCUACAGAUAGUUCUUCUAACUCCUCUCAGAAGAGGGAACAACCUACUCGGACAAUCUCUUCUCCUACAUCCUUUGAGCACCGGAGAAUUUACACCUUGGGCCACGUCCAUGACUCGUUCCCCACCGACCCCUAUCACCUCGAACAGCCGCCGCAAAGGCCCUACCGCCAGGUGAGCUUCCCGGACGACGACGAGGAGAUCGUGCGCAUCAACCCCCGGGAGAAGAUCUGGAUGACGGGAUACGAGGAUUACCGGCACGCCCCGGUCCGGGGCAAGUACCUGGACCCCGCCGAGGACGCGGACUCGUACGUGCGCUUCGCCAAGGGCGAGGUGCCCAAGCACGACUACAACUACCCCUACGUGGACUCCUCGGACUACGGCCUCGGUGAGGACCCCAAGCGCCACGGGGGCAGCGUGAUCAAGACCCAGCCCUCGCGGGGCAAGUCCCGGCGGCGGAAGGAGGACGGGGAGCGCUCCCGCUGCGUGUACUGCAGGGACAUGUUCAACCACGAGGAGAACCGGCGGGGCCACUGCCAGGAUGCGCCCGACUCCGUGAGAACUUGCAUCCGCAGGGUGAGCUGCAUGUGGUGCGCGGACAGCAUGCUCUAUCACUGUAUGUCGGACCCCGAGGGAGACUACACAGACCCUUGCUCGUGCGAUACCAGCGACGAGAAGUUUUGCCUCCGGUGGAUGGCUCUUCUUGCCUUGUCUUUCUUGGCCCCCUGUAUGUGCUGUUACCUGCCCCUCCGGGCCUGCUACCACUGUGGCGUGGUGUGCCGGUGCUGCGGCGGGAAGCACAAGGCGGCCGUAUGACUCAGUUUCCCUCCUGCCCCCCGCCACCGUCCACAGCCACGAGAGAUUUACUCGUCUCUAGCACCGCCUCCCCUGCUCCCUUCGGCCCGAAGGAGCAGAGCGAGCAAGAAGCCGCCCAGCUCCCCGGUUCCUUAACGACACCAUUCCAGCCCGGGGAGCCUGCCCGGCGGACUCUGCCGUCGACCCCGCACCCCGAGCCAUGCACACUCUGCGGCGGCCGCCCCCGCACCCGCCCCCACGCACGCACAGUGUUCAACGGAAAGGAACCUUCGGUAGAGACGCUCCUGUAUUCUUAACGACCUGUAAUCAAGCUAAAUGUCUUAUCCAUGUGUUCAUUUCCUGUCGUUGCCCCGCCACCUCUUCCAGUCCAGAGGAGUCUGUAGUCCAAACU
Messenger RNA from Echinops telfairi (small Madagascar hedgehog), 2178 nucleotides. RefSeq names its product sprouty related EVH1 domain containing 2 (gene SPRED2). Gene Ontology annotation, molecular function: protein kinase binding. Lineage: Eukaryota; Metazoa; Chordata; Mammalia; Afrosoricida; Tenrecidae. The record is from RefSeq and is a predicted model, not a curated record. Gene Ontology annotation, cellular component: membrane. The transcript has 6 exons. Gene Ontology annotation, biological process: negative regulation of MAPK cascade; multicellular organism development. The coding region runs from base 534 to 1787 and encodes 417 amino acids.